GCCCGCCCCCGCUGCGCCGCGGGCCGGGGACAGGCACCUGCCGGCUCCGCUGCGCUCCCGCACCUGCGCCGCUCCCCCAGCCCCAGUCCGGGUAGGGCCGCACGGCGGGUACCGUUUCGCGGCGCGCAGGGCAUGGCGGGCCGCUGAGAUGAAAGUGACCGUGUGUUUCGGGCGGACGGGGAUCGUGGUGCCCUGCAAGGAUGGGCAGCUCCGCGUACGGGACCUGACCCAACAGGCCCUGCAGCGCUACCGCAAGGCCCAGGAGAAGGAUCCCAAUUCCUGGGUAAAUAUUCACCACCUGGAGUACACAGAUGGAGGAAUCCUGGACCCAGAUGAUGUACUGGCAGAUGUUGUGGAAGACAAAGAUAAGCUGAUUGCUGUUUAUGAAGAGCAAGAAACUCACCACAAGACUGAUGGCACCAAUGGUGAUUUGACAGACAGAAAUAGCCCAGACUCCUUUGAGACUGAGGUAGCAGCUCAGCUGGCUGCCUUUCAGCCCAUUGGUGGUGAGAUUGAAGUGACUCCUUCUGCCCUAAAACUGGGUACACCACUUCUGGUACGAAGGAGCAGUGAUCCAGCUUUGGGCCCACCUGCUGACUUCCAUGCAAGUGCUUCUCAUCCCAGUGACCACAGUCUCAAGCAUAUUGUGCCAGGUGUUUGCCAGGUAUCCUUUCAGGAUGGGGAGAUGAACCUCACUGGACCCACAGAACUCUUGCUUCAGAGGGCCCGGCUCCCUGUCAGUGAAAUGACAAAAACAGUGGAAAUUUCUGGUGAAGGUGGACCCUUGGGAAUACAUGUAGUGCCCUUUUUUUCAUCUUUGAGUGGAAGGAUGCUAGGACUCUUCAUCCGUGGUAUUGAAGAAGAUAGCAGAUCUAGGCGUGAUGGACUGUUCCAUGAAAACGAAUGCAUUGUCAAGAUUAACCAUGUGGACCUUACAGAUAAAACCUUUAUGCAGGCUCAGGACAUUUUCCGGCAGGCAAUGAAAUUUCCGAGUGUCACCUUGGAAGUCCUUCCUCCAUAUAAUCGAGAACAAUAUGAGAAGUCUGCUAUUGCUCCUCUUUGUUUUCUGGAUAAUGAAGGCGUUCCAAAACCAAAGAUUCCACCUCCCGUCCAUCCAAAACCUGCUUUGAAAACAAUUAGUCUUUCUGGAACAAGCAGCUUUGAGUCAGGUGUACAGGCAACACUACAACAAGCUAAGAGCCCCAACCUCCCACGUCUGGCUAGAAAGUUAUCUUCUCCCUCACUGUCUCCUCUUAUGGGCUUUGGCAAUAAAAAAAAUGCAAAGAAAAUAAAGAUAGACCUGAAAAAAGGUCCAGAUGGACUUGGUUUCACUGUGGUCACAAGAGACUCUUCAGUACAUGGUCCUGGUCCAAUUUUUGUGAAGAAUAUUUUGCCAAAAGGUGCAGCAGUAAAAGAUGGCCGUUUGCAGUCAGGAGACAGAAUCCUGGAGGUGAAUGGACGGGACAUUACUGGCAGGACACAGGAGGAGCUGGUAGCUAUGCUGAGGAGUACAAAGCAAGGGGAAACUGUUUCUCUGAUAGUGGCUCGUCAGGAGGAGGCCUUUCUACCUCGAGAACUGAAAGGAGAGCCAAACUGCAGUAUCCUUUCUCCAGAAACCACAGAGCAGCUGACCUUUGAGAUCCCUCUGAAUGAUUCUGGCUCUGCUGGACUUGGUGUGAGCUUAAAAGGCAAUAAAUCUCGGGAGACUGGAGCUGAUCUUGGGAUUUUCAUCAAAUCUGUUAUUCACGGAGGUGCUGCUUUUAAGGAUGGUCGUUUGCGAGUCAAUGAUCAGCUUGUUGCAGUAAAUGGGGAGUCACUUCUGGGCAAGUCAAAUCAUGAGGCUAUGGAAACACUGAGGCGCUCCAUGUCCAUGGAGGGGAACAUUCGUGGAAGGAUCCAGCUGGUAGUUCUGCGGAGGCUAGAGGUGCAGACAGAGGAUCACUCAGACCAGCAAGUCUUUCAAAAAUCAGCGUUUGAUGCGAGUCAUAACUUUGCAACUGCUUCCCAACACGACGAUGCUGUUCUUCAGCAGUUCAUAACAUGCAGUCCUCAGGAAAGAAUAAAAGAGUUGCCAGUGUCUGAUCGUGGCAAUGGUGAAAAUGAAACACCUCCACCUCUCCCACCACAUCCCAGCAAAGAUCUACUGGAUGAGGAUUAUACUCACAGCCCUAUCAUAAAUUCAGCAGUGCAUUUAACAGAUCAGCACAUCAACUUCAGAUCUUUGACACCAGCCAAGCAGCCUGAAUCAAUUAAUCUGAAAGCCUCAAAAAGCAUGGAUCUGGUGGCAGAUGAAAGCAAAGUUGGUUUGUUGGCCGGACACAGAUCAGACACUUCUGGCAAAGAUUUUGGUCCUACUCUGGGACUGAAGAAGUCCAGUUCUCUCGAGAGUCUUCAGACUGCUGUGGCUGAAGUUAGGAAAAAUGAACUCCCUUUUCACAGACCCAGACCUCAUGUGGUCCGUGGUCGGGGGUGUAAUGAAAGUUUCCGAGCUGCCAUUGACAAGUCUUACGAUGGUCCUGAAGAUGGAGAGGAGGAUGGUUUCUCUGAUAAGAGUUCUCACUCUGGUCAAGAAGCUCAGAACAUGGAAUCUCCCCCUCCAGGGAAUCCUGAAAUAGAAGAUGCUGAAUCCAAAGCAAAAAAGGAUAAAAAAAAUAGAGAGAAAGAGAAGAAAAAGGAAAAGGGCAAAUCUAAAAUCAAAGAGAAGAAGAGGAAGGAAGAGAAUGAAGAUCCAGAAAAGAAAAAGAAGAAGGGCUUUGGUGUCAUGUUGAGAUUUGGAAAGAAAAAAGAAGAUAAAAAUGGGAAAAUGGAUCAGAAGGGGAAUCCAAAGCAAGUCAUGCUUAAAGAGGAGGAGCUAGGGAAAAUGAAAGAUGAACGUGAAAGGAUUGGUGCAAGGCAUCAUGAGUUACGGCAGAAACAACUGAGAGGCUUGAGUGAUUAUUCUGCUGGUCCUGGAGGACCUGAUGUUGACGAUGAUGAGGUGGAUCCCAAUUAUGCCAGAGUAAACCAUUUUCGAGAGGCUUAUCCACCAGCAAGCAUUUACAGGCCAUCAUCACCAGUGGUAGCAGAAACCUUUGUAUAUCCACGUGAUUCUCCUUCAGCACCAGUGGAGAGGGAGCACUUGGAAGGACUGUAUGCAAAAAUAAACAAGCAGCACUACCCACAGACUCCUGGUGACAGUGGCUGCACAGGUGGUGGGAAUGCUGAUCGUAUCCAGAAAUUACGGAAGGAGUACCAUCAGGCCAGACGAGAAGGCUUACCUUUCUACGAGGAUGAUGAAGGAAGAACACAUCUGCCUGAUUAUGACCAGCAUUGGGUGCCUGGAAAAGGUCCAGAUGGGAGCUCAUACAAUCUCCAGUUUGAGGGAAUGGAAAGGCAGUAUGCAUCUUUACCCAGGCGUGGACCUGCAGAGCCACUGGAGUAUUUAACAGGACCACGAGUAAUAUACAAAGGAAGAGAUCUUCCCUACUAUCAAGGAGGGCAGCCUGUUGUCCACCCAUCUAAGGGGAACUACAUCCAUGCACCAGACACAAGAGUGGCAGAACUGAGGUACCCCCAGUACUACUCAGCCCAGCCCGUUGCAAACCAGCACAAAGGACCCCUCCGGCAGGAUGUGCCACCCUCCCCUCCUCAGUCGCACCGUGCGCCAGCUUAUAAUGAAAUCGCCCGACACCAUGGAACCAGUCCAGACCGGUACCAGUACAGGCAACAGGAUCCCAGGCAGAAGAACCCCAUGACUGCAGCUGUAUAGCCACACACUGGACAUGCCAGCACAGCCUGGGAGUAAUCCUGUCAGACAUCAUCGUUGUAGAAUUGUUGCCAAAUGUAACUGCCUGUAAGACCGGCACACAAGAGCAGUUCUUACUGAGCUGGGCUCAGCGUAGGUGCUUUCUAACAGGUGAACUAAAGCCACGUGAGGUACGAUGUGUUUGAGUAUGUGAGGUACCAGAAAGUUGGAUACUUUUUAAUUCCUUUUAAAAAUAGAAAGUGGCUGCUGGAAAUGAAGCACAACACUUAAUGCACCUCAGGGCUAUUUACCAUAUCCAGUUACACCUAUACAGCACAUAAUUGUCUGUAUGAGGGCUGUGGUGUCACCAGAGUUUACUUCAGAGUGCUGUUGCAGAGUCUGUAACUGAGAACGCAGCAUAAAAUACAGACUUUGUGCAGAGCUGGGGAUCUUGUAAUCCAGUAUGUGAUCAAGAGUUGACAAGGGAUUGCCACAGAGGUGGCAACCACAUUCCAGGCAUGUUCAGACCAGCAGCUCUGGCUUUAAGGAUGCUGCAGUUCCAGAUUUGUAAACUAGCCUCCGUCUUCCUUUCUGUUUGGUGGUGGCAGCUGUCUUGUAGCCUGCAAAAUGCAGUUUGUGUAGCAAGGUUCUCCUCUUACUGAACCUUCUGCAUUUGGAAUAAGGCAAAAUUCUAUCUGCCAUGCUUGGGCAGGCUCUCAUAGGACAAGGCAGUCACCUGAGCAAUGUUUUUCUGUAGAUCUGUGUUCAUGUGCUUGUGAGCAUUUCUUACUUACACAGUGUGCACUCUUUAAAUGUAAACCCUGGAGAUGGGAUCCUCAGCUGCUGUAAGGAAGUGCUGCCCUGGGGGUUUCCAUGGAGCCUGGCCUAUAAGAAGUGUCUGAGGAGGUGACUGUAGGCAUGGACUCCAUAAUUCCUAUUAAUUUACUCUAUUGGUGCUGCCUUGGCUCCAAGCAGGACAGCCCCUUCCUAGCCCACUCUGGCUGGGGUCCCAGUGAAGUACCUGCCAGUGGCAUGCCCUGCUCUCAUGUGAAGGCACCUGUUGGCAGGGUGCUGAGUCAAGCUCAGCCUUGGGCAGCACCAUGCUGGUGCCAAGUGCCAAACUACUCAAGUUCCUUCAGUCAGAGGCUAUUAGGCCAGCAGGGAAAGGGGCUUUUCAACAGCAAGGGGUUGAGGGAAAAGGCAAGGAAAGCAACAGAGAGGGCUUUAGAACCCAGAGGCCCAGGAGGAAUAGGAAAUAAUUGUCAUUUUAUAGCAAGAUACUUGUAUAGUGCAUAGGAAGAGAGAAGAUGUGGGUGGGGAGAAGGGCCCAGCAGCAGGGCAGAGCUGUGGGAGAACAGGGCAGUGGGUUACAUGCCCAGCUCUUUGCCCUGCACAGCCUGAGCUUGCUGUGCAGCCAGUCAGCCUGGAAGGAGGUCAGAAAUGCAUGUCCCCAGCCACAGGACCUGUUCUACCCAGCCCAGUGGGGCUGCGAGUGCCAAAUCCUUGUCUUCAGGAUUUUGUCACAGGGAAAUCAUACAGUCUUAACACUUAGAAAUACAUUUUAUGAAGUUUCCAAGUGUCCUUAAUUCCUCAACUUCUGCCUUUUGUUAGUGUUAUGAAGCCAUUUGGGCUCUUCUCCUUAUCGGGGAGAGACUGUGAUCUGGCCAAGGAUUCAGCACAAGGAUUUCUUUGAUAUCUUUUUGACACCUUUGGUAUGCCACAGAUUAAAUCACAAAGGUCACUUCCCAGGUAUUAAAUGUCACUGGGAAGGUUUGUACUGUUAGAAACACAUCUCUGUGGUAGACAUCCCUGGGAAAAGGGCUUGUUACAGUAAGAGAUCUAUAAGGUGCAGGGCAGGGUGGGUCUUUGCUCAACUGCUUUCCAGGGGCCACUGCAAGCAGGUAAUGGCCCUGAGGAGAAGCAGCAUUUAGUCCCAGCCAUCGUUCCUUCUGUGCUGCUAAUGCAGAUGAGACUAGCAUAGCCCUGAGACAGAGGGGGCACUUGUGGUUUCCCAGCUGCCUGGCAGACUCUAGCAUUUGCAUUCACACUGAUCUCUACCCACCAGCUGGACUGGGAAGCAGGCAAGAGGACACAGCUUUGGGGUGGUGGGGGAACAUCUUCAUGAUUCAGAUACAUGGCUGGACUCCCUGGAGCAGGGGCAGAUGCAGCUCUAAAUCCAGUCAGGAGGAAGCAUUGGUGGGAGGGAUAGAGGGAGAGGAAUGAAACCAAUUAUGAAGCAAGUGUGUUCGAUUCUUGUUCCAUUUCUUUCUGCCCUCUUCCCUAGUAAUGUAGGAGGGGAAAACCUCUGGAGGGAGGGUUGGAUGUAGAGCUGGAUGUCUCUCAGUACCCUCCAUAAAUAAGGCACAUUCCUCAAGGGAACUCUGCCUGUCGUGUACGUGCUGUACACAGCCUUGUACUUCUCUCAAAGAGUUUUGGAUGCUGUACGGUACUCAGCCAGGACUUGGCAGCCACAGAGCAGCCACUGGUGUUCUGAAAGCCCGUUGAAAGUGAAGCAAAAACAAAUUAAAAUACUUUCCUUUCCCUCCUUGAAAUAUAACCCCUGUUACAUUUGAUCCAGCUGUAAAGAAACCAGUGUAUUUGUGACAGUGGCUUUAUCAAGCCAGGCCACAAUUAAGAACAGCUCUGAAUAAAAGCUACUGCCUUUAUAAAUCACUCUUGACUAACCUUUCAAAUGGCAUCACAGCACAGUGAACAGAACUUAUUUAGAGUAUUUCAAGAGCCAGGGCCAAAUAAAAUCUGGAUGGAAACAGCUCCUGGGUUAUUUAUAGCCUUUGAAGGACCUGCACAAUUGUCUCCCCGUAACCUGAAUCUCUUCUUAAGAGCUCCCCUUGACCGUAUCUGCUCCACUUCAUUGAGGCAGACAAAUCAAAUGAACACCUUUUGAGCUGUUAAUUUUAAAUGAUGCUUCUGCUGUUAGUACAGAGCUUCUUCAAAAAAGGAAAGAAAAAAGUGCAACAGGUAUAAUAUAUGGAUGCAUCCUACAGAUGAGGACCAAGCUGGAGGAACAAGACCAAAAAGUAUUACGGAGCAUCUCGAUAAUCUCCGGUGCCAUUGUUCUGGGAGAAAAUUGCCAUUUGCUGGUUUAAUAUCUGGUAGAGGUAUGGUAUUUUCAAAAGUAUAAUGUGUAACUACAGUAUAUAUAGUCAGCUUCUCUGCAGUGUAAAAUGUAUGAUUUUAGCACCAUAUUGUGGAAAAAUAUGUACCAUGCAGAAUUCACGAGGUGCUACAACUGACGGUUGAAAAUACACACUUGUAAAAUCCAAAAGAGCCGUUAAGUAACAAGUUGUUCUUUUCCCCAUGUGUCCAUAUGUUUGGGAAAAUUAUGAGUCUGAAAUGCUCUUGACACAUAAUUGCCUCACACUCCUUCAUCCAAAAUGUGCCAGUCCAGCAGCAGAGUUACUGACGUAGCGGGUGUGAAGGGAAAGCUUGGGUUUGCCACAGGAGCAGCGUGCAUUAAGUGAACGUAUGAACAGGAGUCAAGACAAGGAGAAGAGAGGCCCACUCUCAUAUGAAGCUGGAAGCUUUGAUUUCCUGAGCUGGUAGCGUGAAGCCUGUGUUUCUGGCUCUGGCACAGGGCCAGCUGGGCCCAGUAGUUUAAAGAUUAAGAGAUAGAAAAAGAACCUGUGGAUUUUCUGAGUGACCACCCACUAGUGAGCCAUGAUCUUGGCCUGCGAGCAGACAUUACCACUGUGAUAUAUUAUGAUGCAGAAGUCUCUAGGCACCCCUCCAAUGCAUAAAGAAGUACCAAUUGCCCUUUGUGGAAACAAAAAGGGGAACUAAGCAUUAAAACAAAACAAAACAAAAAAACAAAAAACAACCCACACCACCUAAUAAGGCUUCUGCCUUGAAAAAGCUCAUGCAGCCAAUUCACUCCAGCUUCCUGAUCUAGAAAUAGCUUCACAUGCUGCCUAAUUUUUUUACAGAUGAAUUGUGCUACCUCCUCCACCCAGCCAUCACAGAUUUGUUUAUCAAAGAGUUAGUGUUGUGUGAGUGAAUCCUAUGACUGCUCUGCUCUGCCAGGGCCACAUCCUGACACUCUGCUCUGAGCAGAGGCUGCUUUGCACUUCCAAAAGGCCCUACACCUGUGCUUUCCAGCACAGUUGUUCUAUAGAGUCUCUAAGCCUUAUGUGCAAAAUGGGAGGCACUAUUCACUAUCUCUGCGGCGAAGGGAAGGCUUUGUAAGAUGCUGUUCUGUUAUUGUGUGGGGGAGAGAGGUGUUUGUGAUCCUGGCAAUACCUCUGUGUUUAAUUGAAAUUUUAAAGUCGUGCGUGGUUGUUUUGAGGGAGAAAUUCAACACACAAUUCGAGAAGUUUUUUCUAGAACCACAUCAAAGAUUUUUGAUCUUUUGUUACAUAUGGCUAUAUAAAUUUUAACUGUUUUAUUUUGCAUUAAAAUAAAGGC
Molecule: messenger RNA, 8146 nt
Organism: Dryobates pubescens (Downy woodpecker)
Lineage: Eukaryota; Metazoa; Chordata; Aves; Piciformes; Picidae
Gene: PARD3B
Product: par-3 family cell polarity regulator beta
Exons: 23
Coding region: 149-3748 (1199 amino acids)
Biological process (GO): intracellular protein localization; cell adhesion; establishment or maintenance of epithelial cell apical/basal polarity
Cellular component (GO): apical plasma membrane; cell cortex; adherens junction
Molecular function (GO): phosphatidylinositol binding; protein binding
Source: RefSeq, a predicted model, not a curated record